Messenger RNA from Scaptodrosophila lebanonensis, 674 nucleotides. RefSeq names its product NTF2-related export protein (gene Nxt1). The record is from RefSeq and is a predicted model, not a curated record. NCBI's taxonomy places the organism in Eukaryota, Metazoa, Arthropoda, Insecta, Diptera, Drosophilidae. Gene Ontology annotation, cellular component: nuclear pore central transport channel. Gene Ontology annotation, biological process: protein import into nucleus. Bases 110 to 517 code for a protein of 135 amino acids. The transcript has 3 exons.
UCAACGAUAGUUGCAGAAAAAUUAAACUAUCGAGACAAUUGUGCCACAAAUGAUGUGACAUCUAUUUUUACCGCUAAAUCGUAAACUUCAUUGCAUUGAUUAUCAAAUUAUGGACAACGAAUUAAAAAGCAAAGUAGAGGCUUGUAGCCGGACUGCAGAAGAUUUCACCAGAAUUUAUUAUGCGUCUUUUGAUAACCGACGUCAACAUAUGGGUCGUCUUUAUAUUGACAAUGCAAUUUUCAGUUGGAACGGCAAUGGCGCCAAUGGUAGGGAUAUGAUUGAACGUUACUUCUCGGAGCUCCCAUCAUCAUCGCACCAAUUGUCUACCUUGGAUGCCCAGCCAAUUCUUGAUGCGGCUGUUUCUAAUCAGUUAACCUAUUUAAUACUUGCGAGCGGUACAGUCAAAUAUGCCGAACAACCUAUGCGCUGGUUCCAACAAUCUUUUAUCAUAACAGCUGAAAACGAGAAAUGGAAAAUCGCCUCCGAUUGCUACCGCUUACAGGAAUGCAUGCUGUAAAAGUUUUCGCUUUGUUACAUAUAAUAAAUAGAAUUGGGAAAUAAAAUUUUUGGUUUGUGCGCAGUGUAAGGGGAUAUAAUGGAAUCGUCGUUUUUACAAGUAGGAGCCGUUGUUGGUCCUACAAAGUUAAUAAAUGUAUGUUUUUUUGUGACCACGA